CGCCUCUGAUAGAAAUUCUUUCACCCAAGAAGGUUUUCCCCAUGCUUAAUAUGCUUUGCAAACGCAAUGCAAUAUUCAUCUGCUGUGGCUCAGGGAAACAAGAGUGUGGCAUGGAUUUACUGCUACCCCUCUGCUUCCAAUCAGGUGUCAGCCAUGUACCCUUCUCCAAGGUCUUUGGUCUCUAUAUGUACAUUAGCAGAGAGAGCAGGCAAAGCCCGUGCCCCUCCCCCGCCUGCUCCUUCCCAGGAAAAGCUGGGCCUUGCUGAGAUAAAACAGCCAUUAGACCCCGUCUGGCUUAAAUCACAAACCCCCAAAAUCACAAUUCAGCACAAUUGAGUAAACUGAUGUCCUUUAUUAAAAUACAGGCCUGGGAGGACAAAGCCUAGAGUGGACAGCGACUAAAUUAUUCUCCCAGCCAGAUAAGUGAUCCCUUUAAGUCCAGGCUUUAAGUUCACCAGUGGGGAGAUGGCAAGGGAACGGUCCCCAUGUGAAGAGUGCCUCAUCUAAAGGCAGAUAAAUCUUCUGAGCUCUGCAGGGAGCCCAGGUGCCAUGGGGUAUUUUAUCAUCCCUCUAUAAACCAAGCGCGGUGUCCGUGCCUUUUAUAAUGAGCACAAGGACACGAAGACAGAGCGGCUGGCUGCAUAUGCAUCAUGUAAAUCUAUCAAUUUCAUUGCCAAAUUUGAACAAUUCCACAAAGGUCAGUUUGUGCGGCACACACGCCGGCUUUGCUGUAUUUACAGACAUGGAGAACUACCCUUUUGCUGUUUGUCUGCCGCCCGGCGUAUUGAAAGAGGAUUUUGCUGCAUAUUGUCAAAUGUAUUUAAACAUGCAGCCACUCCAGAAUACAUGUGAAAGGCUUAUCUGACAUUAUUUCUAAGCUUAGAGGAAAUGAGAUGGCAAGUGAGGGGGCAACGUCUGAAAACAAUCUCCCUCCCUCCCUCUUUAUAUCUUUUUCUCUUCUCCUGUGAGUCUACCUUAACAUCCAAGGCAAAUUCCGGUGAAUUCUGUUCCUUCAAAGUAUUGUUGUUGUUGUUAUUGCUAUUAUUAUGCACUUUAUUCAUUCAGCAGAGUCAAAUGGUGAAGCUUGUCCUGGGCGGUAUUAACAGCGACAUUUAAUGUGUUUGAAUGCUCCUCUCGAAAAAUAGCUCCCUGCCCUGCGCAUAGAAAAACAACAUCUCAGGAAGAUGAGGUCCAGCCCUUCUCCCUGCACUGCUAGUUGCCAUACGUCCUGAUUUUCCUGGACAUAUCUGGAACACUGCC
Podarcis lilfordi (Lilford's wall lizard) is the source of this 1260-nucleotide messenger RNA. The record is from the annotation of a GenBank genome assembly. Lineage: Eukaryota; Metazoa; Chordata; Lepidosauria; Squamata; Lacertidae.